Messenger RNA from Closterium sp. NIES-65, 906 nucleotides. NCBI's taxonomy places the organism in Eukaryota, Viridiplantae, Streptophyta, Zygnematophyceae, Desmidiales, Closteriaceae. The record is from the annotation of a GenBank genome assembly.
AUGAUCCUUUCCAUGUCUCCUCCCUUGCCCCCACAUGCAUUCCUCCAAGCAUUCCCCAUGUGCUCCCCAUGUGCUCCCCAUGUGCUCCCCAUGUGCUCCCCAUCCAUCCCCUCAUGUGUUCCCGCGUCCAACGCCUCUCAGGUCAUCAUAGACGUGCGGGGCAACGGUGGCGGAUCCACGGUGGCAUCAUACACAGCCAUCCGCCUGCUCAUGGGGGCAGCCAAGGUCCCCGACGCAAGCUUCACCAUGCGCAUGGAUUUCAUCAUCGGCUCGCAGUACACCGAGAACGCCAUCGGCCUGCUCGCUGUCAACGCGGCCUCUCUCUACUUCAUCGACGCAUACUCCGACCUCAACGGAACGAAUCUCACAAGCGUGUUUGGCUACGCUCCUUUCCGCGAGCGCCGCUUCACAGCGGCCGGCCCGGCUGGAAACUACUCGGCGCCGUUCAAGAUGACCGACAGAUUCACCGGGAAGGAGCGGCAGCCGGUGUUUGGCGGCCGGCCCUUCCGGGUCCUGUCGGACGGAAACUGCUUCUCUGCCUGCGCCAUCCUUACGCACAUCCUGGGGAAACGCCACAAAGUGCCCAUGGUAACCGUGGGUGGUUUGCCCAACCAGCCCCCUGAUGUGGGCUCCUCGUGCCUCGGGUUCACCCUGAUGAACUUCGCUGACAUGGCCGCGAGUCUCCGCCAGCUUUCUGCCAUGGCGCCAGACAGCGCGUCGCUGCCUCUCAACGUGAAAGGGACGAUUGCCAUGGCGCUUACUAACGGGUAUGUGGAUUCGGAGAUUCCGUGCGAGUUUGAGUUUCUGCCCAGCCAGCAUCACAUCAACUACACCGUUGAUCUCAUUGACAAGCCCUGGGCCAUGUGGAGUGAGGUGGCCAAGCUCUUUGCCUCCGCUGCUGCCUAG